Solenopsis invicta (red fire ant) is the source of this 1204-nucleotide messenger RNA. Its product is annotated as RRP15-like protein. Bases 71 to 949 code for a protein of 292 amino acids. Gene Ontology annotation, biological process: maturation of 5.8S rRNA; maturation of LSU-rRNA. The transcript is spliced from 5 exons. The record is from RefSeq and is a predicted model, not a curated record. Gene Ontology annotation, cellular component: preribosome, large subunit precursor. NCBI's taxonomy places the organism in Eukaryota, Metazoa, Arthropoda, Insecta, Hymenoptera, Formicidae.
UGCUAGAUGGCAGCACACAUCUGGUUUAUAGCCGCUCGUACAGCUUCGCAAGCACGUGGUAAUCGUGGUUAUGUCAGUAACCACUGGAGUAAGUGUGUCGGAUAAUAUCACGUACCUUCUAUCAGUACCAAUGCGAUCGAAGACAGAAAUAAAUAAUGCUGGUGCAACACUGGCACAAAAUGAUAACGAAGAUGACAGUGACUAUGAAGAAAAUGAAAAUGAAUUGGAUAGUCCAGAAAUGGAGGAUGAUACGAGUGAGACAUCACAUGAUGCUGGAUCCACUUCAAAUGCAGGCUGGGCUGAUGCUAUGCAAAAGAUUCUAAAAACAAAUAAACCGAAGAGAAAAAAGACAAUUGUACUUGCCAAGGCAAAGAGGUUGUGCGAUGUAAAAGUACAGGAGAAAAAAGAUUUUUCUUUUGAGAUUGAUAGCGUCAAAGAAGAGAUCAAAACUGAAUCAGAGGAUGAUACUGAGGAGACAAAUGCAGCGAAUAUUGCAACAAUUAAAUCGAGAGUAAUGAAGAGAAAAAAAUGUGGCAUCAGAGUGAAACCGACCAUUACAGACCGGGAGCACGAAAGAUUGUUGCAAAAGAUAGCUACAAAAGGAGUCGUGCAACUGUUCAAUGCAGUAAGACAGCAACAAUUGGAGAUUAAAAAAAAAUUAUCGGAUGCAGGGCCAUUAGAAAGAAAACGUGAGCAAGUAUUCAAGAGCAUUGACAAAAAUGCCUUCCUUGAUGUUCUCAUGGGUGGCAGUAAAAGCAUACCAGUUGAUAACACUGUUAAGUUUGAGAAGCCUGUUGAGCAGAAGGACGAUAAAGACAAAGAUCACAAAAUGUGGAGUGUUCUUCGAGAUGACUUUGUCAUGGGGGCUAAGUUGAAAGACUGGGAUAAGAAGAAUCUAGAAGAAGAAGAUUCUUCAGCUCCUGAGGACAUGGACAGCGACGUAGACUGAAAUCAAUCUCUUAUAAAACCGAGGCUCGAUAUCUGUUGACUACAAGCGACCGCUUUCGCACCGAGCUAUACCUAAAUAUUGUGAAUUAAAAAUAACAAAUCAUCAGUUUAUUAAUUUGUGCAUUUGUAUAAUUGGCCUUGCCUUCCGUUUUUUUUUAUGAUCCAGUGUUUGUUUUAAUUAAAUAUAACAAUAUAUAUGUACAAUGUAAAGUAUGUUUCUCAUUAGGGGAAACCAUUUAUAUUGAUAUCGUUUAUU